This is a messenger RNA of Alternaria burnsii, 333 nucleotides long. Its product is annotated as radical s-adenosyl methionine domain-containing protein 2. The record is from RefSeq and is a predicted model, not a curated record. Lineage: Eukaryota; Fungi; Ascomycota; Dothideomycetes; Pleosporales; Pleosporaceae. Bases 1 to 333 code for a protein of 110 amino acids. The transcript has a single exon.
AUGCGCAAGUCCGACAUCGCCAGCGGAGAACCAUUCCUCCACCCCAAAUUUCUCUCUAGUCUGAUUCGCUACUGCAAAGAGAAUUUGGGUGUCGACGCAUCAGUAUCAUCAGUAACGGUAGCAAGGUCACCGAGAAGUGGAUGCAGGAGAACUCCCAGUGGUUGGAUAUCCUGGCGAUCUCCUGUGAUUCUUUUAAUGCUCAGACAAACGUCAAAAUUGGGCGCGGUGAAGACAAAAAAACGUAGACCAGCUAUGUCAAAUCGCGGAGUGAUUCGAGACUUACCACUUCGAGCUCAAGCUCAACACUGUAGUCAAUAUCUACAAUUGGAUUGA